GCCUUUUGGCCGUCUCUCCCUCCCGCUCCCAUCCUUUGGCAGCUCUUUUCUGUUCAACAAUUUUAUCUUUUCAUCACUUCGUGUUUUCCAACCUGAUUCUAGGGUUUAUAUCUUCAUUCUCUGUUAUCCUGCAGAAACCCUAGGUACGAAUCUCAUACAUUUGUAUCUCUCUCUCCUUUGUGGAUGCUAUCUAUGCUUGUUACGCCAAUUACAGGGCUGAAAAUUAGUCUUUCAGAGUCCCAUCUACAGAGUUGUUCAUUUCUUUGUGGGUGAAGCUCGUUUUUGGUCUUUCUCCCCUUUCUACUCUGGUUUCACUUUCAAGAGGAUAUUAGAUUUGGGUCUGUUGUUAGUGCUAUAUACAUGGACCACGAGGUGCUUGAAUUUGACAUUGGCUUAGGAGGUAGCAGUGCUCCUGAGGCCGAUGACGAUCCCUCCGCCGGCUUAGACGUGGAUGAGGACAUGGCUGACAGUCCUGCUCUUCAUGUCACUACUCCGGCCGGUUCUAGGGUCAAUAAUGGUGGUAGUGGAAGUGGGGAGAUUUACCUCCCUGAAGGAGACCUGUUGGAUCUUGAGCCUUACGAGGGUAUGGAAUUCGAGUCAGAAGAGGCUGCUAAGGCUUUCUACAAUUCAUAUGCUCGUCGUGUGGGCUUUAGUACCCGGGUAAGUUCUUCCCGUCGUUCCCGGCGUGAUGGAGCUAUUAUACAGAGGCAAUUUGUCUGUGCCAAAGAGGGGUUUCGGAACCUGAAUGAGAAGAGGACUAAGGAUAGGGAGAUCAAGCGCCCCCGUACUAUUACUAGAGUCGGGUGCAAGGCUUCUUUGUCUGUCAAGAUGCAGGAUUCUGGGAAAUGGGUGGUUUCUGGGUUUGUGAGAGAGCAUAAUCAUGAACUCGUUCCACCUGAUCAGGUUCAUUGCCUUCGUUCCCAUAGGCAGAUUUCUGGUCCUGCUAAGACCCUCAUUGAUACCUUGCAGGCGGCUGGAAUGGGUCCUAGAAGGAUUAUGUCUGCGUUAAUAAAAGAAUACGGUGGGAUUAGCAAGGUUGGCUUUACAGAGGUUGACUGUAGGAAUUAUAUGAGGAAUAAUCGACAGAGGAGCUUAGAGGGAGACAUUCAGCUUCUUUUGGAUUAUUUGAGGCAAAUGCAUUCAGACAGCCCAAACUUUUUCUAUGCUGUGCAGGGUGAGGAUCAGUCUACCAGCAAUGUCUUCUGGGCUGAUGCGAAGGCCAGGACGAACUAUACUUACUUUGGUGACACUGUCACCUUUGACACAACUUAUAGGUCUAAUAGGUAUCGCCUCCCCUUUGCUCCCUUUACUGGGGUAAACCAUCAUGGACAGCCGGUUUUAUUUGGCUGUGCUUUCCUAAUAAAUGAGUCUGAGGCAUCAUUUGUCUGGCUAUUUUCUACGUGGCUAAUGGCAAUGUCUGGUCGCCCUCCAGUGUCAAUAACCACUGACCAUGAUCCGGUGAUAAGGUCAGCCAUCAUGCAAGUUUUUCCUGACACUCGCCACCGGUUCUGCAAAUGGCAUAUCUUCAAGAAAUGCCAAGAGAAGCUGUCCCAUGUUUUUCUCAAGCAUCCAACUUUUGAAGCAGAUUUCCAUAAAUGUGUUAACUUGCCUGAAUCCAUUGAGGAAUUUGAAUCUUGUUGGUUGUCCCUUUUAGAUAGAUAUGAACUGAGAGAUCAUGAAUGGCUUCAGAUGAUAUACAAUGAUCGCAGGCAGUGGGUCCCUGUAUAUCUGCGGGACACUUUUUUUGCAGAAAUGUCCAUAACUCAGCGAAGUGAUAGCAUGAAUUCAUACUUUGAUGGGUAUGUGAAUGCUUCAACCAAUUUGACUCAGUUCUUUAAGCUUUAUGAGAAAGCUCUAGAAAGUCGAAACGAGAAAGAAGUAAAAGCAGAUUAUGACACAAUGAACACUUUUCCUGUUCUAAAGACCCCAUCUCCAAUGGAGAAACAGGCGUCAGAGUUCUACACAAGAAAAUUGUUUGUUAGAUUUCAAGAGGAGCUGGUUGGGACUCUAACAUUCAUGGCGUCUAAGGCUGAUGAUGAUGGGGACAUCAUCACGUAUCAGGUAGCAAAGUUUGGGGAGGAUCAUAAAGCAUACUAUGUUAGAUUCAAUGUUUUGGAAAUGAAAGCAACUUGUAGUUGCCGAAUGUUUGAAUUCUCAGGACUUCUUUGUAGACAUGUUCUGGCAGUCUUUAGAGUGACCAAUGUCCUUACUCUCCCAUCUCAUUAUGUUUUGAAACGUUGGACACGAAAUGCCAAGAGUAAUGUUAUAUUAGAAGAACAUGUGGCUGAUGUAUAUACUAAUUAUCUAGAAUCUCAUACAGUCCGCUACAAUACCCUUCGUCAUGAGGCCUUCAAGUUUGUUGAAGAGGGAGCAAAGUCUCUAGAAACUUAUAAUGUGGCAGUAACUGCUUUGCAAGAGUCUGCUAAAAGAGUUUCUCAUUCCACAAAGAAUGAGGGUCGAAUUAACAUGCUGAAUGGGCGUAUUAGGGGAGACUCAUUAUGUGAUGGAAAUCAAGUCAAUAAUACAAGCGGAGAUAAUAAAAAAUUCAGUAGCCAGGCUUUGUCUGAGGAUGAUAUGGACAAGCGAAUUCAAGAACUUACCAAUGAGCUGGAGUAUGCAAAACGAAAAUGUGAAGUUUACCGUUCUAACUUGCUGUCGGUUCUAAAAGAUAUUGAGGACCACAAGCUACAGUUGUCAAUCAAAGUUCAAAACAUAAAGAUCAAUAUGAAGGAUGGCCUUUGAGGUGCAACACAAUUCUCCCAUGCAGUUUCAUUCCCUUCUAUUCUUCUUCAUAUUCUCAUUAUCUUGUAUUUCAAGUCUUUCAUGAACCCUACUUACCGGGCUAAGCUGAUCACUCAGCUUUGGAUGUUGCAUAGAAAUUAAGAAAGGCUUCAUUCUGUAUCGUCCUGUACAGAGUAUGUGUAUUUUAGGUGAAUAUUUUUCAAAUUGAGAAUAGUUUCUUUUUGGAGAAAUAUAGGGUGACCGGUGGCCCGUGUCAAUAAUGUUGUCUGAGGAAAAAUUUAUAGUGACCAUCUAGCUAGUAGAUCAUAAGCAUAGAGUUUGCAAAUAUUUGUGGUUAAAAAGUUUGGAUCUUUAUUGAUUUGGCUUAUUGAACGAAUGACUGAAUGACAAUCUUACAUG
Messenger RNA from Rubroshorea leprosula, 3141 nucleotides. Lineage: Eukaryota; Viridiplantae; Streptophyta; Magnoliopsida; Malvales; Dipterocarpaceae. The record is from the annotation of a GenBank genome assembly.